Molecule: messenger RNA, 1497 nt
Organism: Synchiropus splendidus (mandarinfish)
Lineage: Eukaryota; Metazoa; Chordata; Actinopteri; Syngnathiformes; Callionymidae
Gene: deptor
Product: DEP domain containing MTOR-interacting protein
Exons: 10
Coding region: 269-1489 (406 amino acids)
Biological process (GO): intracellular signal transduction; negative regulation of TOR signaling
Molecular function (GO): protein binding
Source: RefSeq, a predicted model, not a curated record
CUGCACCGUGGAGCAAAACGUGCGCUCACUCGCCCUGCCGCGGGACGCUCGCGCUCUUGGACCGCAGUGAGGAGCUCAUUCAUCCCCAGAAUACCGUGUUUGUGGUCGGUCGCAAGAGGUCGAACGCUCCGCGGAGCAGCUCGGUGUCACUUCUGACUGGCUACUUUUCUCUCGCGUUUCCCGGGAAUAUGUAGCGGGUCUGUCCUUCACCAGCAGCCGAGUCGAGUGUCAACUCCUGCCUGUCUCCGUGGUUGUUAAAGGCAGGGAGAUGGAUGGGAUUGGGAACACCAUGAGGAAGAAGGCUGCAGAGCUGGAGCGCCUGGCUGAGGUGCUGGUCACCGGGGAGCAGCUGAGGCUGCGACUCCACGAGGCGAAGGUCAUCAAGGAUCGCCGACAUCAUCUGCGGACGUACCCCAACUGCUUUGUGGGAAAGGAGCUGAUCGACUGGCUCCUGGAACACAAGGAAGCUUCAGACCGCGACACGGCGGUGAAGAUCAUGCAGAAGCUGUUGGACCAGAGCAUCAUCCAUCAUGUUUGUGAUGAACACCGGGAAUUCAAAGACAUGAAGUUGUUCUACCGUUUCCGGAAGGACGACGGGACCUUCCCGUUGGACAGCGAAGCAAAAGUCUUCAUGCGGGGCCAGAGGCUCUAUGAGAAGCUCAUGAACUCUGAGAGCAGCCUGCUGCAGACCAGAGACACUGACGGGGAGAGUUUUGAGCGCACGUUGGUGGCCUCCGAGUUCAUCGACUGGCUCAUUCAGGAGGGUGAAAUGGCGACCAGAGAAGAAGCUGAACAGCUGGGCCGCCGACUUCUCGAACACGGCAUUGUGCAGCACGUGACAAAUGCCCACCACUUUGUCGACGGGCCGAACCUCUACCAGUUCAGGAUGAACUUCAGGAGACGGCGGCGGUUGAUGGAAGUUCUGCAUGAGCGUAACCCGAGCAUCCCGGAGAGCCAAGACAGCCCCUUCUGUCUUCGCAAACAACACUCUGAUGGCGGCAACACCAGCUUCCUGUCAGUGAGUCCCACCAAGGAGAUAAAGGUCGGAGCUGGGGUGCGUCGCAGCAGCAUGAGCAGCAGUUGUGGCAGCAGCGGUUACUACAGCAGCAGCCCCACGCUCAGUAGCAGUCCGCCGGUGCUCUGCAACCCCAAGUCUGUUCUUAAGAGACCAGUGAGUGUUGAGGAACUUCUAACUCCAGGGGGGCCCUUCAAGAAGAAGACUUUCACUGUUGUCGGGGAUGCGGUUGGCUGGGGCUUUGUGGUCCGAGGUUGCAACCCCUGUCAUGUCCAGGCUGUGGACCCUGGUGGACCUGCAGCUGCUGCUGGCAUGAAGGUGUGUCAGUUUGUGGUGUCUGUGAACGGGCUGAACGUCCUCAGUCAUGACUACCGGGCCCUGAGCAACCUGAUCCUCACCGGGCCGCGGACCAUCGUCAUGGAAGUGAUGGAGGAGCACGGCAACCAAGAUAAGGCGCCCAAACGAGAGAAGUGAUGCUGCUG